Messenger RNA from Stomoxys calcitrans (stable fly), 13335 nucleotides. RefSeq lists its product as uncharacterized. Gene Ontology annotation, molecular function: lipid carrier activity. Gene Ontology annotation, biological process: lipid transport. The transcript is spliced from 21 exons. The record is from RefSeq and is a predicted model, not a curated record. Bases 227 to 13117 code for a protein of 4296 amino acids. NCBI's taxonomy places the organism in Eukaryota, Metazoa, Arthropoda, Insecta, Diptera, Muscidae.
UCAAAUCAGUUGCUUAACGCUGACAUCCGUGAAAGGUCCGAUUUGUUGCAAGGACAUUUGAAUUGGAUAGUAGUAGCGUCGAAAGAAAGUGAAAGGACUAACUACAGCAGCAGCAAUAAAACCUUCCCCCUCCCCCAUCUUCCAUCUAAUGGAAUUGGAAUUUUGAACUGACACUUAACGAUAGAAUAACUAAAGAGUUACUUUGUCAACCCCACAUCAAAAGAAAAUGAAGCUACUUGCGCUAAGGAGCGCCAGCUUCCUCUUACUGCUAUUCGUAAUCUCAACGGUUUCGGGAGCCAGACAAAAUCCUUUGAAAAAUCCCAAAGUAUGUGGUCGACCCCAAUGCGAUGUGCAAAAUAAAAAAUUCGGCUAUAGCGACAAUGUCUACAGUUAUGAAUACAAUGCUCAUGUGACCACCGAAUUCGAGGGUACCGGAGAUGAUACCUCGGAUUUGGCAGUGAAAGCCGAUGUCGAUCUGUUGUUCCCCAAGCCAUGCGAGGGUUUCUUGCGCAUCAAUUCGGCCCGUUUGUCCGAUGACAAGAAUGGUGCCAAAGACCAUGCCAAGAGUCAGGCCUUCCAGCAGGACGUCACCAAGAAUGUGUUGCGUUUCGAUUUCCACGAUGGUCUGAUCAAUGAAGUCUGCCCGGAUGCAAACGAGCCCGUCUGGGUUUUGAACUUCAAGAAGGGUAUAUUAUCGGCUGUGCAAAAUACCAUGUUGCGUUUCGAUGUGGAUUUCAAUACCACCGAGACUGAUGUCUCGGGCACCUGUGGUGUUCAUUACUCGUUGGCUUCCACAGCCAAUGCCUAUGUGACCAUACGCAAGGACAAAGAUUUGAGAAGUUGCCACAGCCGUUUUUCCACUCAUUCAUUUUUGCAGACAGUUCCCUAUGCCUUCAGCGGUGGGGACAACAGUGUCUUCCCCCUUUUGGAUUCCGAAAGUCAUUGCAAUUUGACCAUUGACAAUCAUAUCUACCGUGAAGUUAACUGCUUUGAACGCCAUCAAUUGAUUCCCUUCUCCAAGCAAAGUUCGGGAGCUGUUACCUCCGCCACCUAUAGCCUGCAAUUCAAAGGAGAGCAGCACUAUAGCCCUGGAGAAUUCUUGGAGCAGCAUGGCAAGGACAUUAAGAAACGUUCUCCCUUGACUUUCGAUCACACCCCCUUGGUGAAGCCCACCCAUGGUGAGAUCAAGGCCUCCCGUGAACUUUUGAAGCAGAUGUGUGCCGCUGGCUCUCCCAAAAUCCAACGCGAAUUCAUUGACAUCUUCACCAAAUUCCUGCAAACCACCAAAAAUCUGGACUAUAAGGCCUUGAGCCAAUUGUUGCAACGUGCCGACAGCAUAGGACCAAAUGGCAGAAAUCAUGUCUUGGAGUCCUUGCCCUAUAUUGGCAGCACUGCCUCCUACCAAGUUAUGCGCGAUCAAAUUGUCGAUGACAAAUUUGAUGAGAAGACCGCCCGCAAUUGGAUGACCCACAUGUCCUUUAUACAGAGACCCGAUGAUGCCACUCUGGAUACCUUCUUUACCAUCUUGGAAUUCUCCCGCAAGAAGGCCAAUGCCGAAUACACCUUGGGUGCCACUGCUGUGGUCCACAACUACUGCAAGCACAACGAGAACUGUGAAAAGAAUUCCAAAAUCAAGCGCAUAGUCAAUUUGCUAGAAACCGAAUUCCUUAGCCUCUUCAACACGUACAAGGGCGAGCGACAAAAUCGCGAACGCAUGGUUGUCAUACUCAAGGGUUUGGGCAACAUUGGUGUGCUCUCCGGCCCCUUUGCCGCUCAGUUGCAGGAUAUCAUUUCGCAAGAAGCCCAGAAUUUGGAAUUGCGUUUGGAGUCCGCCUUGGCCUUCCGUCGUGUCGAUUGCAUGAAAUAUCGUCAAUUCUUCUUGGAUACCUAUGGCAAAUACAAUCUGAACUCGGAGGUGCGUACCGUGGCCUAUUUGCAGGCCAUGCGUUGUCCCGAUCAUCAAUCGGUGGGCCGUGUCAAGGCCAUUUUGAAUCGUGAGGAAGUCAAUCAGGUGGGCUCCUAUGUUUACUCGCAUUUGAAGAAUUUGGCCAAGUCUUCGUCACCCACUCGCAUUGAGACCCAGGGUUUGUUGCAGGCCGAUGAUUUGCCGGACAAAUUCAAGAUGGACAUACGCAAGUUCUCUCGCAACUAUGAUUUCUCAGUGUUCUUUGAUGAGUACAAUGUGGGCACCACCACUGAUGUGAAUGUAAUUUUCGGCACUGACUCCUACCUGCCCCGCAUGGCCACCUGGAACUUCACCACCGAACUCUUUGGCCAAUCCAUCAACUUCUUUGAGCUUUCGGCCCGCACCGAAGGUUUUGAUCAGGCCAUCUCUGGCUUGUUUGGAGCCCAGGGACCUUUCAACAGCGAAUUCUUUAGCGAAAAAUUGGCUUUCCUAACCAACAGCAAUGCCGAAGGAGGAGUCGACUUCAACAGUUUGUUCAACACCGACAAUUUGCGCUUGAAACGCGAGGUCACCGAGACCGAGGCAGAAGAUGUGGAAGAAGACAACUACGACUUCGAAGAGGAAUUGUACCGUCCCAGACGUGCUGCCCCCGCUAUGCGCCGCAAGAAGGAAAUCCGCCGCCAGGUAAGAGAUAUUGGCUACCAAAACGACCAGAACCAUGGCAAUCAGAAUGCCCAAAUCGGCUUGAGAAUCUUUGGCAAUGACAUUCGCUACUACACCAUGGAAGAAGCCGGUGAGCUGUUCACCAAAGUCAAAGAUUUCGAUUUGAUCGAUCACAUCUCCAAGCUGUUGAGUGGCGAGGAGGUUACCUUCAGCAAGAGCCGUGUCUUCCUGGAUACCUCCUACAAUGUGCCCCUAGCUGUGGGCUUGCCCAUGGCCAUACACGCCUAUGGAGCCUCCUCCGUGGAUAUGCGCAUGUUCGGCACCUUUGAGAAGGUGGAAAAUAUGGACUGGCACUACGAUGUGAAUGGCAAAUUCAAGCCUUCGGUUUCUUUGGAUGUCAUCACCUCCAUGCAAUCCGAUUUCUUCCAUGCCAUCUCGGGCAUUAAGGUCAAGAGUAAUCUCUACUCCAAUUCCGAGGUGGAGGCCAGCCUAAAGAUACGUGGCAAGAGCCAAGUUUCGUUCACCUUCGAUUUGCCCCAGGAGACCAAUGAGAUCUUCAGCGCCCGCUCCGAAAUCUUGGUGUUGCAGCACGACAAGGAGGUGCCCCAGAAGGGCAUUGCCAGCCGUCGCUCCAACAGCACUUGCACUUGGCCCGUCUUGGACAAAGCCAUAGGCCUGCAAUUGUGCUCCGACUUCAGCGUGCCCGAUGUGGUGAGUGGUGGCGAGGAUAAGGCUUAUCCUUGCCUGCUGCUCAGCGGCCCCAUGGAAUUCAAUGUCAAGUUGAAGAAAUCCGAUCCCUCGGCCCACAAAUAUGUCUUUGAGUACAACUACGACAAGAAAUCCGAGGAUGAGUCCAAUUGGUCUUUGAUCUUCCACACACCAGGCUCCUCGGUGAAGCGUGUAAUGGUGACCAAUGUCACCAGUGUGCCCGACAACUUCAAAGCCACCAUGCAAUUGAUUAGUGGACGCUCCGAAGUAAACGCCGGCUGCCAUUAUCAGAACCAACCCAACGAUCGCCGCCUUGAUGUCUACAUGGACACCAAUGGCAAGCGCAACUUCGAUUUGAAUAUGGAAUUGGCCCGUUGGCAGGAUCGCACCACCAUGAUGUACAAGCCCAAGUUGUUGUUGGCCAUUAACGGUGUCAAUGUCACCGGUCUGCUGGGCAGCAUACGAGUCAAUGAGAAGAAUGGCAUUUCCCAGAAUGGUUUUGAGCUCUCCUUUGAGACCAAGAAACUGCAGGCUGUGGUCACUGGGGAGUUUGUGACCAACGAGGUCCUCACUUCGACCAAUUUGUCCGUCAACUAUCGCUUCCAAUCGAACAAGGUGGAGACCAUCAACUUUGAGGCUAAAUUGCAAAACAAUGGCGACAAGUCCAAGACCGAAUACGUGGGACAGGCCAAAAUGACUUCUUCGGCCUAUCCCAAGCUGAACUUCAUAGCCGACACCACCUGGCUGAGUCUGCAGGGCCAUACCGAGGGCACGAUGACCUUCAACAGUGGCAAGAACUUCAUGGAUCAGAGACAGGCCAGCACCAUGCGGGUGAUAUUCGCUCGUGCCUACAAUGAGGAUCAGGCUGCCGAUGGCUCCAUCACCAGGGCCAGCUUUGAGAUUAAGGUGCCCAAGUCCAAGGUGGACUACAAGAUUUCAUUCAAACAUGAGGAACGCUCCAAGAACGGCACCGAACACAAUGUGCUCUUGGGUCUGCGUUAUGCCCCCGAAAAAGAAGCCACUGGUCUGUUCUCCAUACAUUUGCCCAAACGCAAUCUCUUCGCUGUAGACGCCUACUUCAAUGUAACCGUACCCGAAUUUGAUUCCUGCACUGCCAAGGUUAAAGUUACCGAAACUAGUGCCAAAAAUUAUCAGGUCAACUUAAGCGGCUCCUGGUUCACUGGCCACUCCGCCACGGUCAAGGGCAAUUACAAGGACAAGAGUUCACGUGUACAGAGUCUGCAUAAUGCCAAAUUCACUGUGGAGAGUCCUUCGUUCAAGGCCACCACUAUUACUUUGAACUACAGACGCACUCAACAGCUCUUCUCCUUCGAUGUGCAGGCCAAAUACGACAAGGAUCCCUAUGGCCUCACCGUGCAGUACAACGACAAUGCCGCCCAGAAGAACUGCAAUGGAGAAAUUCGCCUAAAACUUAACGACAAGGACUACUGGGCCACUGCCAAGGUUUCCGAGGAACCCAAAUCCUUGGUGGUCGAAAUCCAUUUGGACAAGCUGCGCGAUAUUCACGCCAAGGCCAAUGUGGUUUCGUUGGACAAACGCAAGGAACUGAACUUUGAACUGAAAUGGGAUGCCAAUCGUGAUCCAGCCCAACGCUUGGCCGUCUUGGCUGCCUUCAACAAUCCCAGCAAUGACCGCUAUGACGGCAGUCUGGAGAUCACCUAUCCUGAUCGCACCAUCAGCUGUGGCUUUGAGGCCAACACCGCCGGACCCCAAUAUCAUGGCUCGGCACGUGUCAGCUGGAGCACCAACGAUUUGAUCACUUUCAACUACGAUGUGGGCCUGAUGCCCGGCAAGGAUGUCAACAAUUGGGUAAAUGCCGAACUGAACACCCCCUUCCAGGGCUGGCGCCGCAACAGCAUGAAGGCCGGCUUCUACAGUGGCGGAAAUCUGCUGCUGGCCAACUCCUCCUUUGUGUGGGCCGAUAACCAGAGCCUCGAUCUGAGCUUUAAGAGCGACCACCAGAUGCAAGGACCCGUCAUGAGCUGCGAAAUGCUCUUUGGACUUAAGAGCACGGUGACAGGCAUUCCCGAGGUUAAUGUGAAACUCAGCCACUACCAGGACAAACAGAAAUACGACACCAUGAUGAGCUUGAUCUACUCGGGUCUAAAUGAGAUGAACGAGUAUAGCCUCAAGUCCGUGUGGGAGGUGACCAAGAAUGGACCCGCCGACAACAUUUCCGGCACCGUGCACAUUGUAACUCCCUUCGAGGGCUAUCGCAAGGGAGGCCUCUCUGCCCAAUUGACCAUGAACGAUAGGCAUGAGAUCAAGGGUGGUGCCACCCUGGACUUUGAGGACCGUCAAUUCACCUUUAACGUGGAUGGCUAUGUGCGCAAGCUGGCCGAUAGCAAACUGACUGUGAUCAUUACCACGCCCUUGGAGAAAUACCGCACCCUGGAGGGCCGUUUUGGUUUGAAUGAGAAACAACGCCAUGCCGUCGCUGAGAUCCGCUCUCCCGAUGGUGCCUUGGGCCUAGAAAUCUUGGCUGACUUUGUGGGUCUCAUGGACUUCGAUGUGAAACUGAGUGUGGCCACACCCAUUGAGAACUUCCGCCAGGCUGCCGUUGUGGCCAAGGUCAAGCCCAACACCGUUGAUGUGCGCGGCACCUACAACAACGCCACCCUGGGCUUCACCGGUGUCUGGCGCAUGGAGGGCCUCAACGACUUUGAAUACUCGUACACCGUCUACACCCCUCUGCAAGGCUUCGAGGAAAGUGGCUUUGUGGUCAAGUUUGUGGCCAAGGACAACUUUGUCUUGGAAAUGCAUGCUCGCUUCUCCACCCACAAGGCUGGCCUGAAGGUCAAUGGCCAUCCCAAAUCCAAGUUGCAGAAACAAUUGGUCGGCAACAAGUUGCAAAUGUUGUACGAUGAGGACUUCCGCCCGCCCCAAUACAAUCCCAGUGAAUACGAUCCCAGCAAGUUGGACUACAACGAAUUCCUUUCGUACUCCGUCACCUUUGAGGUCGAUCCCUUGAUUAUGGAUAGUCUGCACGGAGGUCUGGACGUACAAGAGGUGCUAGACUUCUACCUGUUGGUAGGUCAUGUGCAAUGGCCCGAGGGCAGAAUUGAUGUCAAGGAUCGUCUCUACUAUCCCGACUAUGUGAAUGCCCUCAAUGUGUUGACCGUCAAGACACCCUUCGAGGCUGCCAAGGAAGUGAAAUCGAUUGUGGAAUAUCGAGUGGACAUCAACCAAUGGGCGUUCUAUGAAAAGGUGAAGUUUGUGCUGCACGACAACACCAACGAGCCCAAGGUGACCUCGGUGGAGGUGGACUACAAGAAGGUUGUGGACUCGGUCAAGCCCAAUGAGCAUAGUGUGCAAAUCAAUGUGAAGACUCCCUUGAUCACUUUGGCGGAAAUGAAUGUGUGGGGUAAAAUACAGUUGGAGGAUAAUGUCUAUCGUGGCAAUAUUUCCUCGCGUACCCCCAACACCUUUGUGAGCUUGGCUGCAGCACUAGAGUUUGAAGAGAACUUCACCGAAUCCUCGGUGGACUUUGUGUUGAAUACCGAUGUGGUGCCCCACUAUGGCUGCCGUGCCUAUUUCAAGAACGAUUUCAAUGACAAGGACAACACAGUGGACAUGCAAUUCUCGGUCACCGACAACGAUGUGGUCAACGAGAUCAAGGUGGGCACUGCCUGGCACAAGGAUCCUUCGCAUCUGGUGAAUGUCAAUGGUCACAUCUCCACCACUAUGUUGCCCCUGAAACUGGCCGAGACUUCGUUGAAGGUGGCCACGGAACCCCAUCCCUCGUUGAGCUUUGACCUGUCGGUGGUGGGACGCAAUGGAGAACGCGCCGAUUAUGGUACUCGCGCCAGCAAGAAGAGCGACGCCAUCGAUGUCGAAGUAUGGACCCCCAUUGAGGACUUCCGCAACAUCUCCAUGCACGGCUCCCUGACCCAGUCGCCCAAGGAUCCCAAUGAGUACAGCGUCAGCGGCAAGCUGUAUCGCAACAUGCACACCUACGGCAUCAAUGGCAUCAUCAAAAUGGCCAAUGGCUAUCCUACCGACACCAGGCUGCGCGUGCAACCCUCUGCCGGUGGUCCCGAUGGUGUCAUCGAAUUCAGCGUCUCUGAACCCCAAAGCGGCGGCAAGGGCUACAACUUCCAAUUCAGUGCCAUUCAGGAGGGCAAGAUGUGCCAGAUCUCUGGCGGCUAUUCGGCCAGCAACGAGACCGGUGUGGACUUCUCCAUGCUGAUUGAGUCCUCGGUGCCCGAGCUGAAACGCAUCAACUUCAAUGGACAAUUCCGUCCUCGCGGCAAGGGCCACACCGUGGGCGAUGUCUCCCUGGAGACCCCCUGGAAAGAUUUGGGCAUUGAAAAUGUUAAACUGCAUUCGGAUCUUAAUCUCAAGAAGGAUGGCGGCAAGGUGGCUGGUGAAUAUCGCUUUAGUGACUAUGUUGGACGCGGCAGCUGUGCUUGGACUUGGAUCUUGGCCGAAAACAUGCAAUUGGCCUUGGAGAGCAAUUUGCAGAGGCCCAACAUGAAGACGCGCAGUGUGCAUGCCAGCGCCAAGUAUCUGAAUCCCCAGAAGAAUUUCCAGAAACUCUCGACCGCUGUGAAAAUGGAUGUCGACUCACAAUGGAAGAUGGAGACCAACGGCACACUGAACUAUCGCAAUCAGGAUGAUGUACAGGCCUCUUUGGUGACCACCCUGCCCAAGCCCAUUGGCGAUACGCACAACUUGAACUUCCGCUACAAGGGCAAUUUGGUGGCCAAGAAGGGAGUCAAACCGGAAUUCUUCUUCGAAGGCAAAUACAAGUCCAAGGAUGCCCAACGCAACGGCUUGGGCCGUGUUUCCUACAAAAAUGCCACCGAUGUGCAAGCCUCGGCUCGUUUGGAAUGGGGCGAGAAGAAGGAUGUGUCAGCAGUAGAGGGCGACUUCCAUAUGCAGCGUAAAGGCAAGGUGCGACGCGAGUUCUACACCAAGUUGGUGACACCCAAGUACAAGGAUGAGGAUACCUUCUAUGUCAAGGGCAGCUAUGAUCUGGUAGACAAAUUCCAUCAAGUGGUAGCUUCUAUGGGCAGUCCUGCCUCCCGCCAACUGGCUGAUAUGGAUAUGGCUUUCAAGGAUUUGAGCAAUAUGCAUGGCUAUGUCAAUGCCUCCACACCUUUGCCCACCAUGUCCUGGCUGAAGACAGAAUUCGAUUUCAAUACCAAGGGACCCAAGACCACUCGCCAUGCCCAGGCCAGUUGGCCCAGCGACAAGGCCUUCUUCAAGUCCCAAAGCACCUACAAUGAAAAGCCUGGCCAAUCCGAUGUCAAGGGCAACAUUGAAAUUGAGGUACCUUUGCUAAGCCGUCAUCGUGCCGAAAUCGAAUAUGGCCUGCGUGAAAAGAACGGCAAUGACAAUGGCUUUGUCAAGGCCAACUACAAUGGCAAGCAGGUGCUUAACGGUGUCUACAAGUCGGUCAAGGAUACCAAGGGUCAAGUGCAAACCGUAACCAAGGACAUAACUUUGGAGAAUGAAAUGAAACCUUUGGGCAUUAAGUAUGUCAACAAACAGGAUAAGACCAGGCCCGAGGAAUUGGUGGAUGUCAAGCGCGUCGAAGUCUAUGAACUCAAGAAUGCAGGCAACUUCAAGUUGUCGGGAGAAGUGACUCAUGUCACCAAACCCAAUGGUCAUGACGUCAAGAUAGUGGCCAGCCAUCCCAACCGCACAGUGGUGUGGACCAGCAGCUAUGAUGAUGCUGAGCCCAAUAAGAUUAAGACACACAGCCGUUUGGAAUUGACUGAGGAUGCCUGGUUGGCCUAUAACUUGGAAUUGAGCAACAAGACAACGGGUGAUGUGGUCUCCCACUCCUACCUGUUGGAUGUCUCCUAUCCCAAACGCAAUCUGUCCACCGAAGGCUCCUAUUCCUUUACCGAUGACCAAUUGCAAUACAAUGCUGUGCUUAAGUGGAACACCUAUCUGGAUGAUGACAUGAAGGCGGUGCGCACCGGUUUGGUAUGGAAGAAACAACCCCUGACCGAGGGUGUCGACUUGGAUCAUCAAACGUUUGUCUUCACCAUUGGCCAUCCCAGUCUGGACAAGGAUGUCACCUUCAAGGGCAAAUACUAUCGCGGCAAGGUCGAUCUGCUAAACACCGAUUUGGUCAUCGAUUAUGCCAACGAUGAAAGUCAUGCCAUCAAACUGGGUGCUUUGGUCCAAGAUCUGGAAUCGCAAUUGGGCCACACCAACUACACCGUCCAUGUCUAUGGCAAUCACCAAGCCUCCGAUAUUGAUCUCCAAUUCAAUGGCUCCAUGGCCGCACGACCAGAUCACUACAAGACCGAGGCCUCGGCCGCUUACAAGAAACAAUAUUUCACCGAAAAGGCUGGCCAACUUUUGGCCCUCCUCAAUCUCGAAGACAAAGAAUUUGAGUAUAUUCGCACUACCCCCACUCGCUGUGUCCGCCUAUGGGCCGUACCCGUGGCUCAAUAUCCCAUUUAUGGCUUGAAUGCCUCUGUGUGGGACACACCGGAUACUAAUAAUACCGGUUACAUAUACAUCGAUUUGCUGCAUAAAUAUCUAAGGGCCGAGGUCAAUCUAACCGAAGACGAUAGUCAAAAUUUGCAAUUAGUGGGCACCAUACCAGAUGCUCGCAGUGCCUAUUUGGAUAUAUGGCGUAACUAUGAGGACAUACGCAUCAUUGAUGUAAGCUCCUAUGUAAAGAUGAAUCAUUCGCGUUUGGUGACGGGCCGUUUCCAUUGGCGACCCAAAGUACGGCACGAGCUCAAGAAUAAGGUCUUCACAGUGACCAAGAGCAUAUUUAGCUCCUUCUCCGAUGGUUUGGAUUUCUGGGUGAAGGCCAUUUACACCGAGGCUGUAGAGUCUUUGGAGAUUAUUUGGGAAACCCAGAAACGCUACAACAAUGCCUUCUUCGAUGAUAUGCACGAAUUGGCCGAGCUUGAGGAUGAUAUCACUGAGCUGCGCAAUUUCAUCAAUGAGUCGUAUGAAUCCAAUGACUUCUAUAUUAAGGAUGUGAUAAACUUCUUGCUGGCUAUACUCGAUGAAUUGGCCAUUAAGGACCACAUUGAAUCCUUGCCCCAGAUAUUUACCGAAUUAUGGCAGACCAUGGGCGAAUCGGGCAAGGCCUUGCGUGAAAGUAUCCUAACGCUGAUAGAAAAAAUAAAGACUUCGUACAAUGAGUUCUUGGUUGCAUUAAGCCGUUUCUUCCGUGGAGAUUCUCUGCAAUACAUUUCAGAACUACUGGAACAGGGUGUACACAAGUAUGAUCGCUUUGUCAAGGAGUUGCAUAUAUCCUUCAUCAAAUAUGUGCAAAACUUGUGGAACAAGUCCUGGACCAUGUUGACCAAUUACUGGCAGGGAGUAUUCAAACGCAUCGAGCCCCAUGUGUUCAAGUUCAUAAGCCAACUGGAGGCCACUUUGUGGGAUCUUAGCAAGGAGCUGUUCGAUUUCAUUUACAAGCGUACCAAUGAGUUGGCCGAAUCACCCUACUUCAACAAGGUGUCCAGCUUUACCCAGGAUGUGGAUCGCUUGUACAGGGACAUCAAGUCCCAUGAUGCUCUUACAAAUAUACGCAAGUAUUCUGUCAUCAUAUGGAACUUCCUCAAGGAGAAAUACUUCAAGCUGGUGCCCUUCGGCAAGGAACUCAACGAGGUGCUCACCGAGAUAUGGGAGGAGAUACAGGAGCUGCGAAAGAUAGAGCAGGUGGCCAUCUUGAUAGAGAAAUACAAUGAAAUAGUGGACAAAUUGGAGUGGGUAGCCAAGGAGUUGGAGCUGGAGGAGCGCCUACACAAAUUAUAUGCUCUGCUGCUGAACAAACUGAAUAAUUAUGCCAACAAUGCCUUGGAGACGGCUGACAAAUAUCGUAAGCCCAAGACCAAGUUCAUAUUUGAUCCAGAGGCUGGUAUUAUGGAUUUGGAACAAAAAUUGCCCAUGUCAUGGCAUGCCUUCAAUGAGACACCACGUUUUGAGGAGAUUCCUGAGCUGAGGGUUGUGGCCAAGGUUCACAAUAUCUUGACCAGCACAAAUUCGUCCAUGAUAAGGAACCUGUACAACUUGAAGCAUCAUUUGGAUCCCAAGACCUGGUUGCCACCCUACUAUUCACGUGCCUUGAUUAUUGAUUCCCGCCACUACAUGACAUUCGAUCAACGCUUUGUGGGCUUAAAUCUUCGCUUCGAGGAAAUGACCGAUAAUCAGCGCAACCAGCAAUGCUCCUACUUGUUGAGCCAUGAUUUCUUCCAGGGUAAUUUCACUCUGUUGCUAGAGCCAUCGAUAAACGUCAGCAGCCGUGAUAUGAUAUCUACUCGAAAAUUAAGUUUCAUAGCCAAUGAUGAGCUCAUUGAAAUCGAUUUGGGCGGUGAUAGUAUCACCAUCAAUGAUGAUCCCAAAUAUUUGUUGCCCGUCAAAUUGGGCGGUGUUACCAUAUCGCGUGAUCUUGACAUACUCACCAUAACCUCAGAUACCGAAUUCAGCUUGAGUUGCAAUGUCCAAUACGAUUUGUGUUGGUUUGAGGUCAGUGGUUGGUACUUUGGCCAGACGGCUGGUCUACUGGGCACCAUGAACAAUGAGCCCUAUGAUGAGUACACCACCUCCUAUAAUAAUGUCACCACUGAUAUGACCGAAUUCACUGAUUCUUGGAGUGUGCAGCGUUGUAAGCAAAAAAUGAAAUCUGCCGCUAUGGCUUUGGAUGUGCCCAAAGAAGUGGCCGAGACUUGUGAUUAUUACUUCAAAUCGGGCAUGUUGUCGGCUUGUGCCGAUUCGGUGGAUCCCAAGCCUUUCUAUGAUAUAUGCUUGGAUUUGGGCAGCAAUUCAAAUGAAGUAAAACCAGGACAUCCCGCCAACAAGGGUGCCUGUACCGCAGCGUUGGCUUAUAUAGAGGCGUGUGCCAGUGCCAAUAUACUUAUGCGGGUACCUGAUAACUGUAUAUUCUGUAAAUUAACCAAUGGCUCCUUUGUUCCUGAGGGCAGUUUUGUCCAAUUAAGCUCUGCGGAAAAUGAACGCAGCAGCGAUGUGGUCUUCAUAGUUGAGGCCAAACCUUGCAAUACCAAUCUCACAGAGCACAAGAGCAUGAUGACCAUAGUGGAAAGUCUGGAGGAGCAGUUGAAUGAAAAUCAACUCACAAAUAAUCGCUAUGCAGUAGUCACCUUUGGCGGCAUUGCCCCCUUCGACACGCCACGCAGCAUUUACUAUGAAAACUCAGUGUUCACCCAUGACUAUCGCAAACUGGAGGCCUAUUUCGCCCACAUCAAUACCAGCAACAGCACCAAUAGCGACAUUCUGCAGGCCAUUUCAACAGCCUCCCGUUUGAAUUUCCGCCCAGGAGUCUCCAAGACAUUCAUCCUUUUAGCCUGCAGCAAUUGUGCUGCUCGCAAUAUGCUCUUCGAUUAUAGUUCCAUUUUGCAAUUCAUGCAGGAGGAGGGAGUGAAUCUGCACAUUUUGGCCGACACCGAAUUUGAGUUUGAGAAAACGCGUAAAUUGCGCCACUUCUUUGGCAUGGAUCAUGAGUUGGUCUAUUCGAAACGUUUCCCUGAGGGUGAUGCCGAAACGCGUAAGGCCCUCUAUAUACCAAAGAGUAAUUUGGGCAUUUGCACUCCAUUGGCCAUGGAGACCAAUGGUUCGGUGUUUAGUGUUCGUAAAUUUAUACCAGAACGUAAAUAUGCCAUCAAACGACUGGCCACCAUCUUUGCCAAACGUGUGGCCAAAAGUGCGGUUCCUUCGGAGAAUUAUACGUGCGAGUGUUCGGGUCACAAUACUGGAGUGGCAUAUAUGGCCUGCUCGCCGAACACAUAUCAUGUGGAGACACCCGAUUUGGAUGACUAUGACAAUGAAUUCAACGAUUGGGACAUGGACGAAGAUGAUAUGAACGAGAUGGACCAUUAAUCGUAAAUGGCUGGCCCACUUUUCCGCCCCCGGUAUGCAGGGGCCCCACUUCUAUAUAUAUAUAGUUAAGAGUAAUUAGGCUAAGAUUUUUUAUAUGAGUUUUUUUAGAAUGAUUUUUUUACUAUAACAAAAAAACGAAACUAUUAUUUGUUAUACAUAAAAUUUAUUAUAAUUUUAUAAUGAAAUAAGAAAAAGAAAAUAGAACAGUUGAAGAAAGA